This is a messenger RNA of Dermatophagoides pteronyssinus (European house dust mite), 1085 nucleotides long. It is a transcript of the gene Sc2, whose product is annotated as trans-2,3-enoyl-CoA reductase Sc2. The record is from RefSeq and is a predicted model, not a curated record. NCBI's taxonomy places the organism in Eukaryota, Metazoa, Arthropoda, Arachnida, Sarcoptiformes, Pyroglyphidae. Gene Ontology annotation, molecular function: oxidoreductase activity, acting on the CH-CH group of donors; protein binding. Gene Ontology annotation, biological process: very long-chain fatty acid biosynthetic process.
CUCUAAAUCAGCGAGUAGCAAUUUAUUCAAUCAUUAUUUAAAAAUCGUGUACCCUGAAAUCACUGUCGAGUUUUUUUCUGAUCAAAUUCGUUUAUUUAAAAAUUAAAAAAAAAAAUGGAAAUCGAUAUACUCAAGCCGGGUUCCGAAACAAAAAUAUUGACAUUGAAAGAUGUAAAAGCGACGGCAACAGUUAAAGAGAUAAAAUCAUUAAUCUAUCGCGAAAAACGCGCAUUGUAUCCGGAACGUCAAUCACUUCGAUUGGAUUCCAGAGGAAAAUCUUUGGAAGAUAAUGCUACACUAGACUCUUUGAAUUUGAAUCGUGGUCGUGUUCUUUAUCUGAAAGAUUUGGGUCCACAAAUCGGUUGGCGUACAGUAUUCUUGGCCGAAUAUGCUGGUCCACUGAUCUGCUACAUGAUUCCAUUCUUUCGACCAUAUAUAAUUUAUGGUCAAAAUGCAAGCCUACCAAUGAGUUAUGUUGUUAAAAUCGCUGCCUUUUGUUGGACAUUACACUAUGUUAAACGUUUAUAUGAGACAGUAUUUGUACAUCGAUUUUCACAUUCAACCAUGCCGAUUAUGAAUCUAUUCAAAAAUUGUACUUACUACUGGGGCUUUGCAUUUUUCAUUGGCUAUUACGUUAAUCAUCCAUUGUACACUGAACCAUCAUUUGGUGCCAUUCAAGUGUACAUCGGUUUCAUUUCGUUUCUUCUAAACGAGUAUGGUAACUUUUCCAUACAUUGUGCUCUUCGUGAUUUGCGACCACCUGGCACAACCGAAAGAAAAAUUCCGAUGCCGACAAAGAAUCCUUUUACAUUUCUUUUCAACUAUGUAUCCUGUCCAAACUAUGCUUAUGAAUGGUAUGCAUGGGCAUCAUUUUCCAUUAUGACUCAAUGUCUUCCGGCUGCAAUAUUCACCGUCGCUGGUUUCUAUCAGAUGGCUAUCUGGGCAUUGGGCAAACAUCGUAAUUACAAAAAAGAAUUUCCAAACUAUCCACGACGUCGUAAAGCUAUUGUUCCAUUUUUGCUCUAAUUUGUUCAUAAGAUUUUGAGAAAAUACAAAACUGAACCAGUGCAUACAAGCGAUAAUAA